Messenger RNA from Brassica rapa (field mustard), 2193 nucleotides. Its product is annotated as MADS-box transcription factor 23-like. NCBI's taxonomy places the organism in Eukaryota, Viridiplantae, Streptophyta, Magnoliopsida, Brassicales, Brassicaceae. Gene Ontology annotation, biological process: regulation of transcription by RNA polymerase II. Gene Ontology annotation, molecular function: DNA-binding transcription factor activity, RNA polymerase II-specific; protein dimerization activity; RNA polymerase II cis-regulatory region sequence-specific DNA binding. The record is from RefSeq and is a predicted model, not a curated record.
AAUAUGUUAUAUUUUUAUAUAAUUUUUUUAAAAAACUGCUAUUUUUGGAAAAUUUUCAUUUUUUUAGAGAAAUAUUGUAGAUUUGAGUUUGUGGUUUAGAAGUUAAGAUCAAAAGAUUAUUUGUGGAUAGUUGAGUAUUCUUUUAGAUUUUUUCAUCAAUAUGUUGUAUUUUUAAAUAAUUUUCUUAAAAACUGCUAUUUUUAAAUGAUUUGUAUCAAAAGUGUCAAAUUACUCAUUUCUUUUAUCACACUAAUGCUAUGCCGAGUGGUAGGUUGGAUAAUUAAGUUGAUUACAACUUCUUGAACAACGCUUAGCUAAGUUUGAUUACGAAUUAGUACCUCGAUUUUUCAGUAAAAUCCAAAUUUAUUCUAUAACUUUCACGUAUAUUUUACACCAAAAAAAAUUCACGUAUAACUUUGCCUAAUGUAUUUAAGUGAUACAUUGUGAUUACGGCUAAGAUUGGUAUCUAUUGUCAAAGAAAACGUCGGCCGUGGCCCGUAAUCACAAUCUGCAAUUAAAUUUACUGGACCGUAGAUAUACUAGCUAGCAAUCACCGGUAGUUUCUUUAACACGCAAAAUUGAAAGUAGCGUAUCUCAUAAAUCUAGGAAAUAAUAUUACCAAUUAGAUUAAAAGGGUUAAGUUUCAUUUUAUGGAAUCUUUCCAUAAAAAAAAUGAAAUUAUUAUUAUGACGAGCAUUUAACACCUCAAAUUAGCAUAAGUAUAAUGAAACUUCCUUAACUGACUUCAAACUAUGUGUAUAUAAAUAAAUGUCGGAAUAUUUUUUUCCUUACAGAGAGUCUUUUAUUUUUGUAACUAGGGCUAACUCAAUAUUCUUGUGAUCUCCUCUCUCAUCAUUGUCCUCAUCAACAUGGAGGAUGGAGAACCUUCAUCAACCGCUUGCUUGCCGCUCAAGGAAGAAAAGCUCCAACAAAACCCUAAAACAACCAAAGGUAGACAGAAGAUAGAGAUCAAACAGAUCAGCGAGGAGAGCAAGAGGCAAGUGACGUUUUCAAAACGCAGAACGGGGCUUUUCAAAAAAGCGGCAGAGUUAAGCGUCCUAUGCGGAGCACAGAUCGGUAUCAUAACGUUUUCACGUCGCGGCAGGAUCUACACGUUUGGUAACGCGGACGCACUCGUUGAAAACUACUUGCGGAGGACGCCCGUGAUGCUGAGGUCACAUCCUGGUGGUGACAUGCCAAACGAAGGUGAGGAGGCAGACGGUUUGAAGUGGUGGGAGAAGACGGUGGAGAGUGUGCCGGAGGAGGAGAUGGAAGAGUACAUUACGGCUUUGAGUGGGUUAAGGGACAAGUUGUGGACAAGGAUCUGUCAGCUGGGUGGUGAUCAGACUGUUCAGAUGAAUGCUCCUGUGUUUCAGAAUCAGAUGGCUGAGAUUGAAUGGAAACUGACAGAUGAGAAUCUGACGGUUAGGAAUGAUCAAGGUCAGUCAGGUAACGAUGGUUAUCUAGACAUUGCGUCUGGUACGUUUCUGUCUCAAAGCCGUAGGCAAUGAAGUGUUUUCUUGAUAUGUAUUACACUGGUGUUAUAUUUAUGUAUUGUAUGUUUAUCUAAUUAUUUACAUUCGUUUAACUCAGUUUAACUCAUGUUUUCACGUUUGAUACUGACUCGUUUAGCUCAAUUAACUCAGGAUUUGACGUUUAACAAUGUUAAAAUGUAACACAAAAGACGCUGUUCCAACCUAUAUUGUCCAUUCUAAAGUAAAUACUUGACACAACGAAGCUGUGCUCAAUUAUCGGGAUUCUCUAGAAAUUGGUAGCUUGGUUGGAACAAGACAGACUCCCGUUCGAGUUCUAAAAAUCGAUGUAGGCCAUGUAUAAAUGAAGCGGCUUUUCAAGAUUGCUUUUUAAAAAAAGAAAUCGGUAUACUCAAUUGAAAAAUCUGUUUAAACGUCCACCUAAUCACUAAUCUCAUAUAAAAUGCAUAUCUAGCUAGCACUUAGCUAACUCUUGAACAUUGGAUCUUUUGUCAUAUUUGGCUAGACGAAGAUAAAUCAUGGACAAAACACUAACUCGACUAGUCGUUAAAACGUUCGGUUCAGACACCUCAAUUAACAAAAGAAAAAAAAAACAACAACUAGGCUGUGGUUGGUCCAUUGUCCAUUAUGCAAAAAUGGAAAUAAGGUUUUUGGAUGAAAAGCACAUGAUCUUAGACUAUCUUUUAAGUGGAAGUAAAAC